Messenger RNA from Coprinopsis cinerea okayama7#130, 1426 nucleotides. Its product is annotated as MAF1 protein. The coding region runs from base 1 to 1092 and encodes 363 amino acids. NCBI's taxonomy places the organism in Eukaryota, Fungi, Basidiomycota, Agaricomycetes, Agaricales, Psathyrellaceae. The record is from RefSeq and is a predicted model, not a curated record. Gene Ontology annotation, biological process: negative regulation of transcription by RNA polymerase III. Gene Ontology annotation, molecular function: RNA polymerase III core binding. Gene Ontology annotation, cellular component: nucleus. The transcript has 2 exons.
AUGAAGUACAUAGAGCUGCCAGCUUUGUCUCGCUUAGCCCAGUCGCUAACACACGAAGGUCCGGAAUGCGAUGUCCACACCCGUAUCGAGGCGUACAGCUGCAAACAGAUUAAACGCGACAAGAAACUCUUUAAGUCGCUCGAAACUGCCUAUCAAGAAGACGUUUCCAACUCACCCCCGCUUCCCUCGUGGAUGGCGCUCGACAAAGAAGCGGAAAUGACGCCUUUUGGGCCCAUUGACAGACAAGCGUCGCGCAAGACGCUGUACUUCCUCAUCGCGACGCUCAACGUCGCCUUUCCGGACCACGACUUCUCGGACGUGCGGCCUAGCCACUUUGUGCGAGAGGAGAGUGGAGCGAGCGUCCUGAACGCUCUAAGCAACACGCUCGUAUCCCCUCACAGGGCAGGAAGUAACGCCCCCCGCUCUUACUCAUCCUACCCACCCGCUUCUUCAGACAUCUUCCCAUCGUCAAUAUCAAGCUCCACCUCACCUUACGACAAGCCCAUCCCAAGUCCGCUCGCUCCACCCCCAAUAGUCUCCGGAACCCAUCCGACGCUCUUCCGCAUCAUCAACGAAGUGAUAGGCUUGCCCGACUGUGAAGUCUACUCGUACAACCCGGAAAUCGAUGCCGACCCACAUGCAAACGACUUCGAUGACGACGAUGACGAUGUUGCGUCGGUGGCGGAUGAGAAUUCUUCAGGGGACGAUGAUCCGACUUUCGAAUUUGACAACUACGAUGUCGACGAACUUCGCCCCACCUACCGUAGGACUGCUAUCCCACCCCCUACUCCAAGAGCUGCUUCCCAAUACACAAUCCCUGAUGACUUUUCGCCAAUUUCGUAUGAGAGAGUCCAGUUCAAGCGGAGAGGAGCCCUGCUGUGGUCGUCGCAUUGGUUCUUCCUGAACAGAAAGCUGAAGAGAAUCCUUUUCGUGACCGUUUGGGCGAGAAGCAAAGGGAUAGGGAGAUUUUAUGUCGAUGACGAGGAUGAGUAUUACGGGGUCGACGCCAGAGAUGACACGCACGAGAGAUUCUUGGGUUGGGAAGGAUCAAUAGGAGCGGGUGCGCGGGCGCUCGGGUUGAAAGGAUACUAGCUCUGCGGUAUCUUACCGCGGAUAUACCAUUUUCUCUUCGAUUCUAUUUUUGUUUUCCUCUUUUUUCCAUUGCUGCUUGCUGCUUGAAGCCAAGGACAAACGAAUUGCCUUUCUCUCUUGCAGGACCGUGUUGUACCAUAUCACGCCUGUUAUGCCGGAUCUCUUUUUUCGACUCCAUGCUCGUACUGUAUUUAUGACUUGGUCACUUACCUUUUCGCUAUGCCCCUUCUUCCCGGAGUAAUUCGUACAACUCUUCGUCUUGCUUAAUUCGUAGUGACCGCAUCUUGAUGGCUGUAACCCCUACUUGAAACAAAUUGAAGCGCACCUUCUCUGC